AUGGAACCACAGUUCAAAGUGAACGACAAGGUCCUAUGUCACAAACAUGAGGAUCCAGCAGGGUCAUACCGUGAAGCUCAAAUACUUGAAACGAAACAAACGACAACACAAAUAAUGUAUUACAUUCGGUAUACAGAAUAUAACAAACGACUUGAUGAAUGGACGUCAGCAGAUAACGUGAUCAAGUACUCCUCGAGAGAAAACCUCAACAUCAUUCGCCCGACCCGUCGCGACGACGGCGGAAACCCGCGGAAGAUGACGCGCGCGCUCCGGAAGACGAACGUCGCGAUGUUGGAACGCGACAGCGAGCCCGCGGGAACGAUGUCGAAUGCGCCGGAGAAUGAAGCGCCGCAACGGACCAAAAAUAUCCAAUACGUCACUAUAGCCGACUUUGAUCUUCCUGUGUGGUAUUUCUCUCCAUAUCCCGGGAAGUAUGGGAAUGUCGAACGACUGUAUGUUUGUGAGCAUUGCUUGAAAUACAUGGAGAAGCCUCGGACAUAUCUCACGCACCGUCAAAAAUGCCCAUAUCACUUCCCGCCCGGUCUUUUGAUCUAUAAAGACCCGGAAAGGAAAAUUGCGUUCUUUGAAGUGGACGGCGAAGAGGCGAAAUUGUAUUGUCAGUCGUUGUGUUUACUCUCGAAGAUGUUUUUGGACCACAAAACUCUGUACUACGACGUCGAACCGUUUUACUUCUAUGUGUUGUGCGAGUACGAACCUAAGACGGAACUUGAAGACGAAAACUUCCACCUUGUCGGGUACUUUUCUAAAGAGAAGGCAAGCCCCGAUGGGUACAACUUGAGUUGUUUGAUGGUGUUACCGCAUCAUCAAAGAAAGGGGUAUGGGAAGAUGCUUAUAUCGAUGAGUUACGAGUUAAGUAAAAUUGAGGGUAUCCCGGGCAGUCCAGAAAAGCCAUUGAGUGACUUAGGGUUAGUCAGUUUCAAGAGUUAUUGGACUAAAGUCAUUGCCGAUGAACUCUUGAACAACUGCCCAGAAGGUCCGAAUAUCACGGAGUUAACACUGAAGACUGGAAUCACUAAAGAAGACUGUGUUAGUACUUUAGACAGUUUAGGACUUAUAGUGUCGUAUAGGGGGUCACAAUCGAUAACUACAACACAGAAAAAACUCGAACAACUUCGACUUGAUUUUCCUCAAAAGGAAGUCUUAGUUAAGAAAGAGUUGCUCAAGUGGAAACCACACGCUGUUGUUAUUAAGAACCCAGAUAUCAUGGAAACACUCAAAACAUACGUAUAA
Molecule: messenger RNA, 1251 nt
Organism: Entamoeba invadens IP1
Lineage: Eukaryota; Evosea; Mastigamoebida; Endamoebidae
Product: myst histone acetyltransferase, putative
Exons: 1
Coding region: 1-1251 (416 amino acids)
Biological process (GO): regulation of DNA-templated transcription
Molecular function (GO): histone acetyltransferase activity
Source: RefSeq, a predicted model, not a curated record